AUGGCACAUUAUGGACCAGGACGUGAUGGGGAUGUUACAAAAUGGUCGAAUUUAGCUUCAUUCGCAUCAUUUAUUGGUCGUAGUACAAAUAAUGCUGGUGUGCAUAUUCUAAUGGCAGAUGGAGGUUUCGAUGUAUCUAGUCAGUAUAAUCUUCAAGAGGUUAUGUCUAAACAAUUGUACUUAUGUCAGUGUUUAUGUGCAUUAAUCAACCUUAGACCAGGUGGACAUUUUUUAACAAAAUUAUUUGAUACAUUUACUGAAUUCACAAUUGGCAUAAUUUAUUUGAUGGGUUAUUUAUUUGAAGAGAUUUUCAUUAUAAAACCUGUAACUAGUCGACCAGCUAAUUCGGAACGUUAUUUAGUAUGCAAAAAUUUACGAUCAUCUUUAAACACAAUGGCUGGUUGUGUACCUGCUCCCAAAUCAUCAUCAUCAUCCAUGACAAGUCAUUCGGAUUCCACUGAUCAAAAGUCAAGUUUCCGACAGAAGACACGUAAAUUUCCAGGUCAACAACAACAAACAACCACCACAAAUGGUAUUGUUGUUGAUGAUGUGGAAGCCAGUAAGAAGUUUGGCAUUCUAACCGAUAUGAAACAAUCUGGUUCACUUGGUCUAGUGAUCAAUCAUUUUUUACAAGUUAAUGAAAAGUUGAAUCAAAUUAAAACAAACCAAUCAGUGUCGUCACCAUCAUCAUCAAUCAAUCCAAAAUUGGAUGUAUUAAAAAUAUGUCACACUGAAAUAAUUGAACAAGAUGACAAAUUUAUGCAAUUUAUUCAGGGGAUGAAUGAAGAUUUUGCUAAACAUCAAUGUAUCGCUUUGUCAAAACUAUUAGCAUUCUCUCAAGAUCACAGUCUUACUGAAAAGAGACAAGAUGAAUUGUAUAGAACAUGUUUAGAAAAAUGGAAGAUUCCGUUAACAGAACGUCGGUCUGUCCCUUGGCCUUUAUUGUCCGCUAAUCGUUCACCAAUUAUUCGUCGUUUAUUAGGUGAUAGCGAAAAUUUGACAUCACUCAAUACGUUACCAUCAGAAUAUCGUGCAAAUAUACGUCUUACACCAUUCACUAAUGCAAAUUUAAAUAAUUUAGAUAUUUUAUAUCAUAGUAGAAUUGCUUUAGUAUGCGGUAAUCCGUCGAUUACAUCAACUUCUGAACCAGCUCAAGCAAUGUUCAUUUAUUCACAUGGAUCUGCAGUUGCGGAUACUUAUUGCACUGUUGAUGGAGAUCAAUGGAAUAGAUUAGAUCAAGUGAUACCUAGACUAAACCCACGACUUCCACCUAGUACCUUAAUUUGGGGCCAACCAUUUUAUGAAUAUGCUGUGAAG
Messenger RNA from Schistosoma intercalatum, 1317 nucleotides. NCBI's taxonomy places the organism in Eukaryota, Metazoa, Platyhelminthes, Trematoda, Strigeidida, Schistosomatidae. The record is from the annotation of a GenBank genome assembly.